AUGGCGGGCAAUGUACGUGUACCUUCGCAAUUGCUGAUGACAUCAAAGAAAAAUAAGAGAAUUAAGAAAUGGGAAAACUUGAUAUUGAAAAAGAUUAAAGAUCCAUGGAGACAAGAGCAAUACAAGCCACUCGUUCUUGUAAUGGAGACAACCCAGACAGGCCACGUAGCAGCUGCAUUUAAAUAUUUUGGAGAUGAUGGCUAUGUUGGUCAGCAACUUGACAAGGGAACCGCAUUCAGAGGAGAUUCCAUACUCUAUACACAUGCUCAUGACACUGCUGUAAAGGGAUUUGUUUAUUUCAUCGAGCUUUUAGUUUUCUUUGAAAAAGAAAGAGUGAUCAUCAUGGCCAGUAAAUAUCAUGUUAGAUCAAUCAGUUUGCCUUCAAGGUCACAUCCUAGCACCAUCAAAAUUGAAGAAGAGUUGAGCAAGCUCAAGACAUUGGAGGAGUCAUCAAGAUUGUUGUUAACAUCAGGGUCAAUUUGCAAGAGUCUUUCAGGACUUGAAGAGUUGUACAUGUGCUUGGAUGAUCUUCUUAAUAUGGCAUCAAGCCAACAAGUUCUGUCUCAGAAUCAACAUGAAAAGUGUAUUGAUGAAUUGUUGGAAGGAUCUGUAAAGCUCCUGGAUAUUUGUGGCAUCACAAGAGAUACCUUGUUGCAAAUUAAGGAACAUGAUCAAGCUCUUCACUCAGCCAUUCGAAGGCGAAAGGGGGAUUCAAGUGUUGAAAACAGCAUUGCUAGCUUCAUUUGUUUCCGGAAGAAGAUGAAGAAGGAUGCCAAGAAAAUGAUUGUGACACUGAAGCAAAUGGAUAACAAUCUCGGCGUAUCACCACUCCUGGAACAAGAUCAGCACCUCUCAGCUGUGAUUCGAGUUCUUAGAGAAGUUAAUGCAACAAGCAGCUCCAUCUUUCAGUCUCUCUUGUUAUUCUUUUCAGGACCAGGGUCAAAGCAAAAGCUAAACAGGUGGUCACUGGUCUCAAAAUUGAUGAACAAGAGAGUAACAGCAUGUGAAGAGAAGCAAGAGAUUGUGAAUGAGUUGGAAAGUGUGGAUUCUGCAUUGUGCGGCCGUGAUAUUGAGAAGAUGCAAAAUAUGCAUGAAAGAUUAAAGGCUGCAGAGGCCAGCAUUGAAGGCCUUGAGAAAGGUUUGGAGAGCAUGUUCAGGUGCUUGAUCAGAUCAAGAACCUCCCUCUUGAACAUAAUCUCCCAAUAGGCCAUUUUUCUAUAUGAGAAAUCUUGCAUAGGCAUCCAAAUUUUAGAGGAUCAGCUAAGGAUUUCAAUGUCAGAUUCAAAAAUCCUGUAAAAAUAUUAAUAUCUGUA
Messenger RNA from Pistacia vera, 1313 nucleotides. RefSeq lists its product as uncharacterized. Gene Ontology annotation, biological process: shoot system development; root development. The transcript is spliced from 4 exons. The record is from RefSeq and is a predicted model, not a curated record. Lineage: Eukaryota; Viridiplantae; Streptophyta; Magnoliopsida; Sapindales; Anacardiaceae. The coding region runs from base 1 to 1206 and encodes 401 amino acids.